Molecule: messenger RNA, 1914 nt
Organism: Colletotrichum truncatum
Lineage: Eukaryota; Fungi; Ascomycota; Sordariomycetes; Glomerellales; Glomerellaceae
Product: saponin hydrolase precursor
Source: RefSeq, a predicted model, not a curated record
AUGUUGUUCAAACACAACAUCUUCAUCAUUGUUCUGCAAUUAGGUGCAAUCAUCUCGGCAGCUCCGUAUCUUGUGGAGUCGUCGACGGUUGCCCCUUCUAUUCCUCCUCCGCCCGAGCCAGAGCCUGUCAAGGUUGUCGAGUUACCAUUGCCCCCAGUCACAUCCAACGAUGAGGCCGGCUCGUGUGACUCCAGCCUUAAUCCAAGGAAAACAGGGUGCAUUUUGCGAACGGCUCAUUUCGAAUCAGGGAGCUUCCUGCCCGAUGGCAAACACGUGCUUGCAUACGUCGAGUAUGCCGGUGCUCCCCCUGCCCCCGAUCCAGCGAGCAUUUUUCACGGAAGUCAGAUCAUUAUCGUAAAGACGGACGGCUCGCACUUUCCCAAUGGAGACUCUUGGAAGUGCUUGACAUGCGGCCUACCUGCGGAAAAUGCUGUUGGUCGUACUGAAGCUAUGGACUACCCGCAAUCUUUUGUUGAUGGCAAACGUGCGCUCGUGGGCACCAACAUAUUAGAUUGCGGGCAAUAUAGCCUGGCGAGCGUAGAUUGCACACCAAAGCACACAUUUCUAUAUCCUAUCCAUUGGACUGUUACUCCGGACGGCUCAGGCCCAAGUGGCAGUAUACGAGAGCUUCGACUUCACCCCGAUAAUGUACACUUGGGAUUUAGCUCCUUCGCAACCUUGGGUGGCAUGUUGACACAAUACGGCUACUUUAGUCGACUUCAAUUUAAUCAGUCGCCGAAAUCAGGUUUACCACUCAGCCCUCGCUAUGAUUUAGUCAACGUUACACGGCUGUACAACCCAGAUAGCGUCCAGCCUAUCUCGGUCAAAGGAAACAAUCUGGUGUGGACACCAUCAGCCAUUUCUGUUGGAGAACUUAGGGGCUUCACAGGUCGGGGAAAGGAGAUCACGUAUGUCGGAUAUCCAGACGAGUCUUCCAACUUGGACGUGUAUGCCGCCGAUUUAAAGACUGGUGCAGUCCGACGGUUGACGAGCCAUCCUGAAUAUGUCGAUCCCAUCGAUUUCUCUCCCGACGAUGAGUGGUUUGCUAUUAUGGAUACACGCGGCACAGACCGGCAAAUGUUCAUCUCCGGAAUGCGGAAUAUUCCACCUAUUACGGACCUGUUAAGUACCAGUAUCACAUCAGCUACCCGCAACAACGGCCAUCGUCGCUUCUUCCAACCUUACUUGGUUGACCGCUGGGGUGAUCGCGGGUCAUAUUAUGGCCAAAAGAUCAACGGGCCGUUUGGGAUUCCGGGGAGUGGUGCUAUCAACGAUCCUGAAUGGAAUGGAAGAGCCGACCCCAGGUGGUCGCCUGAUGCAACAAAGUUGGUCUACUGGGAGGCUCUCACCGUAUUCCCAGAUUGUGGCGGGUCCAACCCACUCCCUUGUUAUAACUCCACGGCGGACGGUGGAAGAGUCUACAGGAUGAUGAUGGCUAAUUUCACGUCACGAACCCCCAAAAUCCUCCCACCUGUUGCACCAGUUUCAGAUGUAGUCCCCUGGGGAGUGCCGUAUUUGCCAGGCGAUGACGUGCCGGAGAGGCCACAACCAGCGCCAGGUGUCUACACUUUGAAGGGUAAGCUAUCUGGAUUAGCGGAGGUCACAUUUACAAAUCAAUUCGACCUCACGUCCAUCAGCAGCGUGGCAGUCCGCUAUAAUAACUUCUCUAAUGAUGGAGAGACGUUUCUUGAGGGGUUUGAAAACGUUACUUCCCAGUCACAGAGCGCAACAUUGAACCACAUCGAUUGGUAUUCCGACCUCCAACAAAAAGGCAACGUUAAUGCCACCAAGAAGACAAGUCCGAACGGUUUUCACUUGACCAUUGAUGUCCUUGUAAACAAGUUUGAUGCGAAUGGAACUCUUACGACUGUAGUCAAUGGCAAGAUUUAUACUCAGCCGAUUAACGGUGGUUAG